GUUGCCUAUCUCCACCCUCUUCAUAACAUUUCUUUUCGCUUUUUGCCGAUUAAAAUUAUGUAUUCCCGCAUCGCACGGUCAUUGCCAUCAACAUCAACAAGAUAUGCAACGCGGACAUGGCCGCUAGCGCGACGUUACAUGGCCACAGCCGCACCAGAGCCUUCAACGUCCACCGCACCCCCGCCACCAGCACUCAACGCAGGCAGCGCAAAAGUACAGAGGAUAGUAGAUGACAUCGCUGCAUUAACCCUGCUCGAGGCAGCUGACCUCGUCAGCCAGCUCAAGACACGGCUAAACAUCCAGGAAAUCGCAAUGCCCGCUGCGUCUGCGGGACCGGCAGCAGUUGCAGCCGCCCCUGUCGAGGCUGCUGAGGAAGAAAAGCCAAAGGAGAAGACGAUCUUCAGCGUCAAGCUCGAAAAGUUCGACGCCGCUUCAAAGGCAAAGAUCAUCAAGGAGAUAAAGGCUAUCGUGCCAAAUAUGAACCUGGUGGAGGCAAAGAAAUUCGUCGAGUCUGCACCAAAAGUGAUCAAGGAGAACGUGCCCAAGGAGGAGGCUGAGAAGCUCAAGAAAACAUUCACCGACCUCGGUGCGACGAUCGUCUUGGAAUGAUCUAGUCACAACGUACACCGUACCAAUAUAAAUGCAUAAUCUCCAUCUCAG
Dacryopinax primogenitus is the source of this 660-nucleotide messenger RNA. RefSeq names its product ClpS-like protein. Gene Ontology annotation, biological process: translation. Gene Ontology annotation, cellular component: ribosome. The transcript has 4 exons. NCBI's taxonomy places the organism in Eukaryota, Fungi, Basidiomycota, Dacrymycetes, Dacrymycetales, Dacrymycetaceae. Bases 139 to 609 code for a protein of 156 amino acids. The record is from RefSeq and is a predicted model, not a curated record. Gene Ontology annotation, molecular function: structural constituent of ribosome.